AUGUCGUUGUUUAACGUUCCUACAGCCCUCCUCCCCACCGAUCCGAGCCCGGAAUGGUUGAGCAAGGGCGACAACGCAUGGCAGCUGACCGCAGGCACGAUGGUGGGCCUGCAAAGUGUCCCGGGUCUAGUCAUAUUAUACGGCAGCAUUGUUAAAAAGAAAUGGGCCGUAAACUCAUGUUUCAUGGCACUUUUUGCCUUCGCUGCGGUCUUGGUGUGCUGGGUCGGUUGGGGCUAUCAAAUGUCGUUUGGCUCGGAGAAGCUUUUACCAUUUGUUGGACGACCAGGCUUGGCGUCAUUGCGCGCUAGUUAUCUAGUUGAAGAGGCAUUUGCUGGAAAGUUUCCAAAUGCAACUAUGAUUUUCUUUCAGUUUGUUUUUGCGGCUAUCACGUUGAUAUUGAUCGCUGGUGCGUUGCUGGGGCGAAUGAAUUUUUACGCGUGGAUGGUGUUUGUUCCGAUUUGGUUAACGUGCUCAUAUACGGUUGGAGCGUAUAGCAUGUGGUGUCCUGAUGGUUGGUUGGCAAAAAUGGGCAUAAUUGAUUAUUCUGGUGGUUAUGUUAUUCAUCUAUCUUCUGGAGUUGCUGGUUUUACCGCGGCUUAUUGGGUAGGACCGAGGGAAAGUAAAGAUCGGGAGAGGUUUCCGCCCAAUAACAUAUUACUGAUGCUUUUAGGGGCGGGUUUACUAUGGAUGGGAUGGACAGGGUUCAAUGGGGGCGAUCCUUAUAUGGCGAGUCGGGAUGCUUCACUAGCGGUCCUUAACACGCAUGUGUGUGCGGCCAUGAGUUUGUUAACAUGGCUCAUGCUUGAUAUCAUGUUCUUUGAAAAGCCGUCAGUUAUAGGUGCUACACAAGGCAUGAUCACCGGUCUUGUAUGCAUCACCCCAGCCGCGGGAGUUGUGCAAGGCUGGGCAGCAAUGAUUAUGGGAAUAUUAUCCGGUAGCAUACCAUGGUACACAAUGAUGGUGGUACACAAGCAAGUGUCACUACUAAAAGAAAUCGACGACACGAUGGCAGUCUUCCACACCCAUGCGGUAGCAGGGUCGUUAGGCGGUGUGCUAACAGGUUUCUUUGCAGAGCCGAGGCUAAACCGUAUUUUCUUUGACAUAACGGAUGGGUGGCAACACUACAUAGGGCUUGCUUAUGGUUUAAAGACGGGCAAUGUCCGGGCCGGGUUGCGCCAAAUGGGCAUCCAGUUGCUAGGAAUAUUAUUUGUUGUGGUGUGGAACAUUGUGAUUACAAGUUUGAUAUGUGUUGCAAUUAGAGUUGUGAUCCCUCUUAGAAUGAGUGAAGAAGAGUUACAAUUUGGGGAUGAAGAAGUGCAUGGGGAGAGUGCGUAUGCAUUGUGGGGCGAUGGGGAGAAACUUCUUGAGACUUCAAAGCUUUAUUCGGGUCAUGGGUUUGAUGAGUUUUCUGUUAAGGAAGCAAGUAAUUUUCGAUAACUCUUUUUCCAAUUUGUUUUUGUAUAAAUCUAGAAAAAUAUUGUUGUAAUAAAUAAUACAUAAUUA
This is a messenger RNA of Helianthus annuus (common sunflower), 1503 nucleotides long. RefSeq names its product ammonium transporter 2 member 5. The record is from RefSeq and is a predicted model, not a curated record. Gene Ontology annotation, cellular component: plasma membrane. The transcript is spliced from 3 exons. Gene Ontology annotation, biological process: ammonium transmembrane transport. Gene Ontology annotation, molecular function: ammonium channel activity. Lineage: Eukaryota; Viridiplantae; Streptophyta; Magnoliopsida; Asterales; Asteraceae. The coding region runs from base 1 to 1437 and encodes 478 amino acids.